Apis laboriosa (Himalayan honeybee) is the source of this 1297-nucleotide messenger RNA. RefSeq lists its product as uncharacterized. The record is from RefSeq and is a predicted model, not a curated record. Lineage: Eukaryota; Metazoa; Arthropoda; Insecta; Hymenoptera; Apidae. The coding region runs from base 123 to 743 and encodes 206 amino acids. The transcript is spliced from 6 exons.
UAUGUAUAUUAUUUAAACGUAACCGUGUUAUUUAUUACGCUUUAAACAUUUUUAUAAUCAUUUUUAUUAACUUGCGAGUGUUUUUACGUUAAAUAACAAAUAUAUUAUUUAUUAUUUACCACAUGGUGACGCAAAUGAAGGAUUUUAACGUAUCAUCAGAAUCUAGCGGCAUGUUCACAUACGUUAGAAAUACCGGCACUCAUCUAUCAACGUUAACAAGAAUCUUGGGCGUGUGUACUGCAGUUGUUGUGUGCGGCGUCGGAGCGGAUGUGGCGUACCAUCAGCACGUCAUGGGGUUUUACGUUACAGCAGCAUCUGGUUUGAUAUUCUUUCUCGAGAUUACAUGGGCCAUCACCUUGUUCGUACAGAUCUGUGUCAGGAACGACGAGUCUCUUUGUUCAUGCUGCUGGUCGGCAGUGUUGGCGAUAACAAGGGGUUGGCGGAGAGCAUUGUUUUAUCUACCAUUAUCCUGUAUUUUGGCAUGGAAACCGUAUAGUCUAUGGUUGUCCUAUGUUGCGGCCGGACUUUUGGCAGUGCUAUCCUUGCUGCAUAUUACGUCCAGCGCUUUGGGCAUACGUGGUUCCUGCCAGAUGAGCAAUGCCACGGAUUCAGUUGGCGAGAGCCUUCUAAAUACUAGGCCUGAGAAUUACGAUCGUUUUGAAGAAGUUCUGGUGACGGAAGUACUGGACGACGGUGUGUCUGGACCAACAGGACGAGUGGGAGACAGCGAUGGGGAAAUAUGACACGAACGUCAGCCCUCGUGGGCAAGCGAAUCAGACGAGGAUAGUGAACCGGAACAAAGGACAUGUCAAAUAGCUACGCUAUCUUAGUCGUUGAUAACGGACAGAAGAAACGCCGAUCUCGACAUUUUGCAAACGAUGUCAAAAUUCAAGCUUCUUUCGCGUUACGCAGAAGUCAAUGACAUCUUUGCGAGGAUGUAAUAUACAAAAAAGAAAGGAAGGAGAAAGCUUUGCGUAUUCGAAAAGUUACAGAAAACUUGAACAGAGGAACGAUGAAACUUUCCGAAGGAAGUUUAGCGGUCCAAAAAUGAGCAGGUAAAAUGCGAGACUCGUUGAGAAAUUUGAUCAAAGAUAAAGAGUGUCAGAUCAUUGAGAUAUAUAAAAAUAUUUGCAAAAUUUCUCGUUUUCGUUUUGUGUAGUUGAAAUUUUUUACGAGUCAAUAUAUGGUAUUGAAAUAUUGCAUACAAUACAAUACUAUGUUUCUUAAUCGCGAAAAUAAUAUUAAAAUUUUAUGAAAUAUAAAAAUAUGUAAUAUUUAUUGAUAUUUAUAAAUAAUG